AUGAUUGCAUGUAAAAUCGAAACAGAUGGGCAAUCAUAUUUAGUUCCGGAUAAUGUAGUUCUUGAAAGUUAUGAUCAAUUAAAUGAAUUCACAAUUUUUGAAAUACCCGGAGAAAAUAAACAGCAUGAACAAAAGUUAAUUAUUGCUAUAGUUAAUUAUGUUUUUGAUGGAAAAAUUUUUGGAGAGCCUUAUCUGUCUUUUUUGUUCAGAGAUAUGAAAUAUGAUAAGUUAUGUUUUGAUUUGAUGAGGGAUGGAGCUUUUCUUCUUCCAAGACAUUUUUGCAAUAUAAAUUAUGAUUUUAAAAUUAUUUUGCUAAAUUUUGAUGGAUUUCCCCUUUAUUCUUUACAAAAUUCUGAUGGAAAUGUUUAUUGUUCACAGACUAACAAGCAUUAUAACCCUACAGCGAUGCGACCUUUUUCUAAUAGCUAUGUGGACAAGUAA
Meloidogyne enterolobii is the source of this 441-nucleotide messenger RNA. The record is from the annotation of a GenBank genome assembly. NCBI's taxonomy places the organism in Eukaryota, Metazoa, Nematoda, Chromadorea, Rhabditida, Meloidogynidae.